UGCGGAGUGGAUGCUGUUUUGCUGAUUGUUUUGAUCUAGAGAGAUGCAUCUUCUGGUUUCCUUCUCCAUUGUUGUAAAUCUUUGUGCAUUAUUAUUGUCUGGAGUUAUUUGAGCUUUACUUUCCCAAUUUUUUCACUUCCCCUGUGCGGGGAUGGUUUCUGGAUCUGACCCUGGGAAAGAGAGAGAAAAGUUUUUGGAUGGUUGGAUAAUAUGUAUACUCCGGUACAUUUCCGUCAUUCAAAAUUCUUGUUUUUUUCGUUUCGGUGAUCGGAUGUGAUCAGAGAGCUUCUGUCGGUCAAUCAGUCGGACCUUAGAGGCUUCAUGAUUGCACAUAUUUAGACACAUUGGCACUAUAUUGUAACUUGGAGCAGUACCAGCACUUCUCCAACCAUGGUCCUAGGGUUGAGGACAAAGAAUAGGAAAGGUGCUUCAGUUCAGGUCAAUUACCUUGUACAUGUUCAGGAGAUUAAACCAUGGCCCCCAUCACAGUCUCUCAGAUCCCUUCGGUCUGUUGUUCUUCAAUGGGAAAAUGGUGACCGGAACUCUGGAUCUACCGGCCCUGUUGUCCCCUCCAUUGGGUCUGGUGCUGGGGAUGGAAAAAUUGAAUUCAAUGAGUCAUUUAGGCUUACUACCACUCUAUCAAGGGAAGCUCCUGUAAAAGGUGGGGAUGCCGAGACAUUCCAGAAGAACUGUUUAGAGUUCAGCUUGUAUGAGCCAAGAAGGGAUAAGACAGUGAGAGGUCAGCUCUUGGGAACUGUCAUAAUAGACCUGGCAGACUAUGGGAUUGUCAAAGAAGCUGUAGACAUAGGUGCCCCAAUGAAUUGCAAGAGAAGCUUUCGAAACACAGCUCAGCCAGUUUUGUUUGUAAGAAUCCAGCCAUUUGGGAAGGAUAAUUCGAGCUCAUUACCGAAGGAAAGCCUGUCAAAAGAAUCAUCACUGGACCAGGAUGGAAAGGAAUCAAUUUCUGCAUUGAUGGAUGAAGAAUAUGCUGAUGAAACUGAGAUUGCCUCUUUUACUGAUGAUGAUGUUUCAUCUCAUUCAUCUUUGAAUGUUCCUUCAUCUGCUGUUGACACUGCUGGAAGUUCUUUACCUCAAAAUGGGAAGGUACCAGAAAUAUCUGAGGACAAGCCGGUGACUGCUGGACACAAACAUCUGAAUGGGAGUUCUUCUUGUUCAUCAUCAAUUGACACGUCCUCUGAUCCAGUGAGCCCAGAAAAUGACCAUGCUUCUUUUUCCAGCUUUCCUGGGAUAAGCUUAACACCAACACCAAUCCCCAAAAAAUAUGUUACCCAUAGUGUUCAAUCCUCUUCUUCAGCCAUAUCUUAUGAAGGUAAACACGAAGAGGUUAGACCUAGCAAUGGCACAAGAAACUAUGACAGCAAUGAUUUGGCCCAGGAGGGGGUUAAUGGAAAAUCUGGUAAUGGCAGUUACAUAUUUGAAGAAAAUCAAUACAUGAUGGACAUUAAUACCAAUGGUCCUGCUGCCAAAGUUUCAUGCUCAGAUUCAGGUCUUAGGGUGGUUGAGAAAGCAGGCCUGGUAAAAUCUGCUAACUCUUAUGCUGAAGAAAAGGAUAAUAGACAUUCUAAGGGACAGAGCAAAAAUGGGACUGAGGAAGCUGAGACUGCUACUGGUCUAUCUGCCAGUCUCAUGGAGGAUGGAGAUGGGGAUGAACAGGGAGAAAAUGGACAGGAAGAAUAUCUUAUAACAGAAGAUGAAUUAUCUCAUAAUUUUUCACUAGAUUUCAACAAAAAGCAAGUUGCAUAUGGGGGUGAUACACUUUCAUUUAGCAGGAGAGCUCUUGGAGUGAAGAGUAGUGCCAUAUCUGAUGAUAGGCUAAAGCAUUUAAAGUCUGUCAGAUCAUCAUUAGAUUCACCCAUGAGCAAUGGAUUAUUAAUUGAUAACAAGUUAACCAGUAAACUAAAGGAGACUGAUACUUUGAAAGAUGCUGAUAAUGGUUAUAGAAGCUUCAUGAUGGAUAGAAGGCUUGUUUCUAGAGACACAAGAAACAACUUUUCUGAUGGCAAAGUCCAGCAAUUGGAACGUAGAAUAGAGAGGCUUGAGGGAGAGUUGAGAGAAACUGCGGCAAUUGAGAUUGGGAUGUAUUCUAUUGUGGCUGAGCAUGGUAGUUCUGCGAGUAAAGUCCAUGCCCCAGCUCGACGCCUUUCUAGGCUGUAUUUUCAUGCUCUUAGAAAAUGUUCCCCUGCAAGGAUUGCUAGUGUUGCUAGAAGUGCUGUUUCGGGGUUAGUUUUGGUGGCAAAAGCAUGCGGAAACGAUGUUCCCAGGUUAACUUUCUGGCUCUCAAAUUCCAUUGUACUGAGAGCAGUCAUCAGCCAAGCCAUUGAUGAAUCACAGCUUCCCAUUUCUGCUGGACCCCAUCUUGAAAUUAAUGGAGGUGGGAAGGGAAAUAACAGGAGAUCUUCAACAUUGAGGUGGAAGGAGUCCUCUCCCAACUCGAGAGAAAAGAAGGCUAGCUUGUCUGGAAGUUUUGAUAACUGGGAAGACACUCACACAUUUACAGCUGCAUUGGAAAAUUUUGAAGCUUGGAUCUUCUCCAGAAUCAUCGAAUCUAUUUGGUGGCAGACUCUGACUCCACAUAUGCAGUCCACUGCUGCGAAGGCGAGUGAUACUCAUCUUAGUGCCAGAUCGAGGAAGAGCUAUGGCGGGAGGUCUAGUUUAGGUGAUCAAGACCAGGUGAGCUUUUCACUGGAACUUUGGAAGAAGGCUUUUAAGGAUGCAUGUGAAAGGCUAUGUCCUGUUCGAGCUGGAGGGCAUCAGUGUGGCUGCUUGCCUGUUCUAGCUAGAUUGGUAAUGGAGCAAUGCGUGGCUAGGUUGGAUGUGGCUAUGUGCAAUGCUAUUCUUCGUGAAUCGGGGGAUGAGAUUCCAACAGAUCCUGUGUCUGACCCCAUUAGUGAUUCCAAGGUUCUCCCUAUUCCAGCUGGAAAAGCAAGCUUUGGUGCCGGUGCACAACUGAAAAAUGCUAUUGGGAAUUGGUCCAGGUGGCUUACCGACCUGUUUGGUAUAGAUGAUGAUGACUUACCUGAAGGAGACAGUGAGCUUGAUGAUGAUGAUGACAGACACGAAUACAAGACAUCCUUCAAGUCUUUCAAUCUACUUUAUGCAUUGAGUGAUCUCAUGAUGCUCCCAAAGGACAUGCUUUUGAAUAGUGCCAUCAGAAAAGAGGUAUAUCCUACAUUUGGUGCACCAUUGAUCAGGAGGGCUCUUAACAGUUUCGUCCCUGAUGAGUUUUGUCCAGAUCCAAUUCCAGAAGCUUUGUUUGAGGCACUGGAUUCUGAGGAUGGUCUUGAGGCUGAAGAACAGUCUCUCAGAAGCUUCCCAUGCACUGCAGCUCCAAUAGUAUAUUCGCCACCUUCUGCAGCUUCACUUGCAGGUUAUAUAGGUGGGUUUGGAAGCCAAUCUCAGUUGCAAAGGAGUGGGUCCUCGGUGCUCCGGAAAUCUUACACCAGUGAUGAUGAGCUUGAUGAAUUAGAUUCUCCUCUAGCUUCAAUCAUCAGUGACAGCUUUCGUGGUUCUCCUACUUUAUCAGGUGUGACCAGCUGGAAACAGAGCAAGAAUGGUGGGCACAAUGUUAUCAGAUAUCAACUCCUCCGGGAGGUUUGGAGGGAUGGUGAGUAGUUGUUCCUAUACACCUGCAACCCUUAGUUCCAUGAAUUAUUCUUUCUCACAAGUCCAUGUAUGAAUAAACAGUGCCUGUGUGUAUAUAUGUAUGUAGGUUCUUUCGCACCUGAGUUUAAUGUAAAUUUUGUUUCCAUUUUCAAAACCAAUGACCCGUGAGUCGAUGAGAUAAAUUUUGAGCUUUUCCCUU
This is a messenger RNA of Telopea speciosissima, 3823 nucleotides long. RefSeq lists its product as uncharacterized. The transcript has 9 exons. The coding region runs from base 391 to 3633 and encodes 1080 amino acids. The record is from RefSeq and is a predicted model, not a curated record. NCBI's taxonomy places the organism in Eukaryota, Viridiplantae, Streptophyta, Magnoliopsida, Proteales, Proteaceae. Gene Ontology annotation, cellular component: nuclear pore.